AUGGCGUACUUGAUGCACAGAAUUAUCGAUAAUUACAUAGAUCUCAUGGAGAAUAAAAGUGGUAUCAAAUUGGUUUUUUUUUUUUUUCUAAAUCCACGAGUAAAAAAUUGGCCGUUGAUGAGUAGCCCUUUACCGACAUUUAUAAUAUGCGUAUCGUUUGUUUACAUAGUCAAGGUGAUCGGACCGAAAUUGAUGGAAAAUAGAAAACCGUUCGAAUUGAAAAACGUUUUGAUUAUUUAUAAUUUUAUACAAGUUAUAUUUAGCACGUGGUUGUUUUACGAGUGUAUUCAAUCGGGAUGGUUCACGUUUUAUAGUUUUAGAUGUCAACCAGUUGAUUAUUCUACGUCACCAAUCGCCAUGAGAAUGGCGAGCGGUUGUUGGUGGUAUUUCAUAUCGAAAUUUACCGAAUUUCUCGACACGAUAUUUUUCGUAUUGAGAAAAAAAAACGAUCACAUAUCCACGUUACACGUUACACAUCAUGCCGUUAUGCCGAUGAGCGUUUGGUUCGGUGUUAAAUUCACACCAGGUGGUCACAGCACGUUUUUCGGUUUGCUUAACACAUUCGUACACAUAAUCAUGUACUCGUAUUACAUGUUUUCUGCAAUGGGUCCACAAUAUCAAAAAUACCUCUGGUGGAAAAAAUAUUUAACGGCUUUACAAAUGAUUCAAUUCGUAUUGGUUAUGAUCCACGCAUUUCAACUUCUUUUCAUCGAAUGUAAUUAUCCUCAAGCAUUCGUUUGGUGGAUCGGACUUCACGCCAUCAUGUUUUACUUUUUGUUUGCCGAUUUUUACAAACAGGCUUACCUUAAAAAAGAAAGAGCAAAGAAAAUAGCAAACGAAAAGAAAAAAUCGGAAGAUGAGAAAGACGUCAAAACGAAUGGAGUCGUACAUUCAUCUAGGAAAAACGUAGAAGAAAAUGGUGGUGGUGGUGGUAGUAAGAAAACCGGUAAUAAAGUUUUUUUCAACGGUUUUGCAAACAUAUGUCAAAUGGAUCACGCAUUGUUAUACGAAGACGAUGAUGGGGAUUCGAAUAACGAAAGGCGGACGAAAGAAGAACAUUUAAAACGUAAUUAA
Messenger RNA from Pediculus humanus corporis (human body louse), 1074 nucleotides. RefSeq names its product elongation of very long chain fatty acids protein, putative. The coding region runs from base 1 to 1074 and encodes 357 amino acids. Gene Ontology annotation, biological process: fatty acid elongation, polyunsaturated fatty acid; fatty acid elongation, monounsaturated fatty acid; fatty acid elongation, saturated fatty acid. The transcript is spliced from 8 exons. Lineage: Eukaryota; Metazoa; Arthropoda; Insecta; Psocodea; Pediculidae. Gene Ontology annotation, cellular component: endoplasmic reticulum membrane. Gene Ontology annotation, molecular function: fatty acid elongase activity. The record is from RefSeq and is a predicted model, not a curated record.